Molecule: messenger RNA, 2355 nt
Organism: Parastagonospora nodorum SN15
Lineage: Eukaryota; Fungi; Ascomycota; Dothideomycetes; Pleosporales; Phaeosphaeriaceae
Exons: 7
Coding region: 1-2355 (784 amino acids)
Biological process (GO): transmembrane transport
Molecular function (GO): oligopeptide transmembrane transporter activity
Source: RefSeq, a predicted model, not a curated record
AUGGCCGCAAAUCCCAUGGGCGAUGGUCUCAUCCUCGGUGCGCCUGGCAUCGAGGGUAAAACUACCGUUGUUCCCACCCACGAAGCUGUCAAUGCUUUUACCGAGGAGAAACACCGACUCGCAGUCCACGAUGGAGAGCUCGAAAAGAAGGGCGUACUAGAGCCAGAGAUCACCCCAGCUUUGCCUUCGUACGAUAGCGCUGAGCGCGACGAUGAAGAUCACAUCAUCAUCACUGGAGCUGAUGCUGCUGCCCAUUUGCUACCGAUGCGCGACGACCUUGAGCCAGCGUUGACGUUCCGGAGCAUCUUCCUCGCGACUAUACUGUCAGCGUUUCAGGCUUUCAAACCCACUUUGGUCACUAUCCAAGGUACUUUCAUUGUUCUCAUGGCCUACUUCCUCGGAAAUGCAUGGGCCAAGUUCUUGCCCCGCGGCGAAAAGUUCGAAGCCCGGUGGAGAGCUGGAGGUGGAGUGGGUGUCGCACCGCUCUAUAUCCGGGUCAUAUCGUUUUUCAAUCAUGGGCACUGGAACUUGAAGGAGCACGCUAUCACAGCGAUCACGGCGACCUCAGCCUCGAUUGCCGCACCGAGUAGCCAGGUUUUUGCCGCGCAAGAGAUCUUUUACAGCUUGGAGCUCAGUCCCGUAACUGUCAUUUUCAGCACCAUCUCAAUUGGGUUGUUCGGUUACGGUAUUUGCGGAAUUCUGCGACCCAUUUGCGUGUGGCAUGUUGAUGCAGUAUACUGGAGCAGUCUGCCAACCGUCAAGGUGCUCCAAGGUCUACAUUGGCAAUCUGUCAAGGACAGUAAGCCGAUUCGUUGGUUUUGGAUCGCUUUCUCGUGCAUGUUCGCCUACGAGUUCUUCCCGGCGUACAUCUUCCCAUGGCUCAAUUCCGUCUCAAUUCCCUGCUUGGCCGCUAUGAAAGCGACUGGAUCGAAGGCCGCAACUCUCACGAACCUUUUCGGCGGCGCGACCAACAACGAGGGGUUGGGUCUCUUUACGCUGUCCUUAGACUGGCAAUAUUCAUCGCUACCAUUGAAGCUUCAGCUGCAUCAAACCUUCGGAUUCGGCGUAUGCUUCAUUGUCAUGCUUGCAAUUUACUACGGCAACGCUUGGGACUCCAAGUCACUACCGUUCAUGUCUACUCGUCUCCUCACCCAGGACGGCAAGCGUUAUCCCAGCGCGAGUGUUUUCAUCGACGGUGUGCUUGACAAGACUGCUCUGGCAAAGUAUGGUCUGCCGAGGCUGACAGGAACGUUUGCGUAUGCCAUGUUCAUGGCCAAUGCCGCUAUAGGCGCGUUAAUUGCGCACAUCGCUCUCUUCUGGGGUGGUGAUACGGUCAGGGCGUUCAAGGCCGCCAAAGCUGGAAAGUUCGAUGACCCUCAUCACGCGCACAUGCAUAAGCACUACAAAGAGGCACCCUGGUGGUGGUACAUGAUUGUGCUUGCCGUCAGCUUCAUACUUGGUCUCAUUGUCGUUAUCAAGGAGAACAUCACUCUCCCAGUCUGGGGCUACAUCAUUGCGCUGUGCAUGGGAACCAUCAUUGCACCUUUUAGUAUCAUCAUAUACUCUCGCUUCGGAAACGGAAUCGCGACAAACAACCUGUCCAAGGUCAUCGCUGGUUUGAUCUUACCCGGUCGCCCGAUUGGGAACAUGUACUUUGCCGCAUGGUCUCACAACGUCAUCAACGGCGCCCUUCAGCUAAGUAUGGAUCUCAAGCUGGGCGAGUAUCUCAAGGUGCCUCCCCGUGUCAUGUUCAUGACACAGAUUUACGGCACUGUCCUGGGUGGCUUCAUCAACUACGCGGUCAUGACCUCGAUCGUCACAGGCAAUAAGAAGCUUCUCGCUGACAGCAACGGCGACUCAUCCUGGAGUGGUGCAACGAUCCAGUCGUACAACACCAACGCGACGACCUGGGCACUUGCAUCCUACCUCUACAAGCAAGGCCAAGCGUAUUCGAUAGUGCCAUUUGGUCUUCUCAUCGGUGCCGGUAUCGUUGCCGCGCACCGCAUCUUUGCUCAUUUUGUCCCCAAGAUCGGCAAAUUCCACGUUAAUGAGAUCAACUUCCCGCAAUUCAUCCAAUAUGCCGGCUACAUCCCCUACAACCAGUCGCAGACUUGCGUACUGCUCAGCUGGACCAUCGUUGGAUUUUACACCCAAUUUUACCUGCGCAACUACCGCCCACGCAUCUUCAAGGACUACUCGUACCUUAUUGCUGGCGCUUUCGAUGGCGCUAGUCUGACGUGUCUAUUCAUCCUGAGUUUCGCCGUGUUUGGAGCGGGAGGACCUGCGAAGCCGUUCCCACAGUGGUGGGGCAAUAACGUCGCGGGCAAUUACGAUCACUGCCCUGUGGCUGAGUAG